Molecule: messenger RNA, 15642 nt
Organism: Heterobilharzia americana
Lineage: Eukaryota; Metazoa; Platyhelminthes; Trematoda; Strigeidida; Schistosomatidae
Source: the annotation of a GenBank genome assembly
AAUCAUAGUGAAUCAAGAGUCUGUCCAGAUAGCUUAGUAUAAUGCAUUGAGUUUUAACGCUUAUUUCGGUAGCAGAACAGAUCCAGCUUACUAACAACAACAUUCCUCUAGAUACAACCGAAAUGACAGUAAAUUUAUUUGAUUCUGAGGUUUUAAAAGUACUACAUCCUAAAUGAAAGUAUUUUCAUUAAUUUCCUUCAGCGACACUAAUUUUUAGCCGCUCAUGCUGACUUAUUUUAAACAUUACUUAAUGCUUUACAGAAAUGUGCACCUGGAUAUCAAAAAGAUCCUGAAGAUCCUUUGAAAUGUCGACCAUUUUGUGCUUGUGAUCAAUGUGAUAUCGAGGGGAAUUGUAUCAGUUGUCCUGGCAAUCGCGCUGGUCCUAGAUGUCAACAAUGCAAAGAUGGCUUUUAUCGACCGGAUAAAAGUUUAUUAGCUAGUGACUGUCAACCGUGUGAAAUGUGUGGAAAUAAUUUACCCUAUAUUGUCAAAAAAUGUUCAUUCAAUCCACAAGCAGAUGAUGAUUAUUUUUGUAAAUGUAAAGUAAAUGAAUAUGAUAAAUUAAUUGAUCCUAAUUGUGAUCGAUGUAAAUUAGCAAUGGAUAUAGGUGAAAAACCAUCAGAGGAUACAGAAUGUGAUCAUAAACCUGAGCCAAUUGAAUGUCAUUAUCAUGGAACACAAUCUGUUUCAAAUGAUAAUGAAUGUCAAUGUAAAACUGGUUAUACUGGUACAAAAUGUGAUGAAUGUGAAGAGGGUUAUUUCAAUCACGAAGGAAAGUGUCUACAAUGUUAUUGUUCAGGAAAAACAUCAUCUUGUCGACUAUCAGAUGAUCAUUAUUUCUGGAAUAUUACAACGGAUAAUUCAGCUGGAUUUGGUUUCGAUAUUUGGCUUGGUCAAAGAAUAUCUGCAGGUAAUAUUGAACGUGUUGACAAAACAUCAGAUGGAAAUCAACGUAUUGAACGUGGAAUUGAUGGUUUUUAUGUUAAACAUGCAAUAAAUAAUAAAGGAGUUAUACAUUUCGGUGUUAAUUUAAUACCACCGAAACCAACAUCUCCAACACAAAAUGAUGUACCGAUUUAUAAAUACAUGUAUGGCGGUAAAAUGUCUUUUAAAAUUGACUCAAUUAAACUGGAUCCAAAUGAAUUAACUCAACGGGAAGCAAGUGUUGUCGUGGAGCUUCAGUCACCUCGUUAUGGACGUGCAUGGACUUUGGCAACAUUCAAUUUGAUAACACAACGUUAUGAAGUAGAAUUUAAUGAAAACUGGUGGCCUGGAGGUUGGAGACUUGGUACCCCUUUAAAUCCAUUUGAUUUACACAUAAGUAUGACAAGAAAUCAGUUACUACGCUUUUGUGAAGGUUGCACUGAUCUAUCAAAACAAACAGUUAUUCGAUUACAACCUCUUGGUGAAGAUUUAACAUGUGGAGGUUGUUCAGGUCCUGAAUGCGGAGAGUGUUCAGGAGGUGAAUACAUCUAUGAUAUAUACAGUGGAAAACGUUCGGAUUCAUGUCAGAAAGGCCUUACAAUCGAUACUAAAUCACAUCAAAUUAUUGUAAAAUCAGGUGAAUCAAUUAACUUAGUCUGUAAAGCUACAUCAUAUCGUGGAGGAUUAGUUACACACGAAUGGAUUACACCAGAGAAAGAAUACGCCAGUAGACCGACUAUUAGUAGACAGUAUUUAGAAAAAUCUGAUCCAUUGGGAAAAGAAAAUUUUACUAUUUAUCGUUCAGAAGCUUUAUUAAAGAUCAACUCUGCGAAACCAGAAGAUGCUGGAGAAUACACAUGCAUUGCGAAAGCAGUUGGAUCCCAACUACAAGAAACAUUUUAUGUGGUAGUUCGUGAUCCGAAUGUAUCACCACCUGAAACACCUGAAGAUGAUGAACUCAAUCGAAAAUUCCCAUUACCAACAUCAUCAAUUUUAGAUCUACCUGAAUUAACAGUUUAUGAAGUAAAACGUGAUCCAGAAAAUUCUCAGAUGUUAUUAAUCAAUGGUCAAGUGAAACCUGAUAUUCUAGAUGCCUAUCAUGUUACUUGGCAAUCAAUAAACGGUACACCAUUCAAUACAAAAACAGAGAUCAUAGAUACUGCACGUGGUGCUUUCAUAGUUCGACUACCAGUAUCAUAUGAAACAAUAAAAUCAGGAAAUGAAACAAUUAUUGGAUAUUUUAUUGGUAAAGAUCCUAUUUAUACACCACAAUGGACAAGAAUGAUGGAACCAACUAUUGUUGUCACAGAAGCCGAUGAAAUCACUCCGGAUGAUAUUAUCAACCCGCCAGCUGAUGUAACAAUUCCUUUCAUGGAACCAUAUACAAUCAAAGUGAGAACAAAACCUGGUAAAGAAGAUAUCAGUGUGACCUGGAGAAAAGUUGGACCACUUCCUGAAACUAUCGUAAAAGAAAAGAAACCUGAUGAAGAGGCAACUGGGGAGAUAGAUUCAAUUCUUCCUGAAGGUACUUCUCAAGAUAAAACAAACUUAAAUAUUUGGGCUGCUGCUGAACAACAUGAAGGCAUCUAUGAAGGAAUUGUUGUUCGUAAUCGAGAUGGAGAAGAGGUGAAACGGAUUCAAACAAUAAUACGUGUUCAACCAAUGAAUAAUGGUGGUAAAACUGAAUUAGGUCUUGCUGAAGCAGCUGAAUCUAUUGAUGAAGAUGAUACUGAUGGUGAUAAAGAACCACAAACAUGGGAUUUCAUAGUUGGAGGUUUCACUCCUGAAGCUCAAUAUUGUCAAAGACCUACUUGGACAGUAGUUGAUUAUCAAAUGAAUAAAAGUGUGGAUAUUACUGAUAAAGUUGAUCGUACCUCAGAUACAAACUUCCGUGUUAAUUAUCCUCUUACAAGUGGAUUAUAUUUACGUUUCCAAUGUCAACCAAUUCCAAUGAGUAAUUUGACGGUGAAAUCAAAUUUAAUGUUUCAUCUCCUGAUCCGCGAAUUAUACUCAAACCAAUUUUGCAUGGAUUUAAAUCCAGAAUAUGAUUCAUCAGUGAAUAUUAGUUCAUCUUCAAUGACAUCGGAAAUGAUAUCUCAUGCAAUUGUACCAAGUGAAAAAAGAAUUAUCAUAAGGAAAGGUGAUAUACCAGCUAUUCGUCAAUUAGAGAUUGAUUGGAGACGUGUUGGUGAAUUUGAUCCAUUCAAUGAUGCCGGUUAUUUCACGUGUUUUGUGAAUAAUACAGAGACGAAUGGAUCAAGAACAAUUAAAAUACCUACUGAUAAAGUUCCUGUACAAUUGCCAGAGGAUCCGUUUACACGUUUGUAUAUCUAUUCACCGGAUACUUAUGUUAUUCCAGAAGUUGAUGGAAGCUCCAAAGUGAUGAUUCCUGAAGGUGAACAGUUACGUAUUUAUUGUGUAUUCGAAGCUAGACCUUCAGACGAAUUUCAUGGUUGGCGAUUAACAAAUUCACUGGUUGAAAAUAAUAUCAGAAUUGAACAUCGACCAUAUUCAUCAUUGGUAAAAACAGAGAAAGUUGAUUUAACCUUAGAUGGACAAACUGUAGAAUGCGCUUUCGGUGACAGAAGUAAACCAGUAAAAAUAUCCGUUAUUCCAAAAGAUGAUAGAAAACUUCAUGCAAAAAUAUUGAGUGAUUCAUUUGUAAAUGAUCAGUUAAUUGGUAUUACUGGUAGUGAUCUCAAUUUAACAUGUGAUAUAAAAUAUGCUGGUAGAAAACCUGCUUCCAUUGAACGAAUUGAUUGGUUCGUACAGUAUUUUAAUGGAAUACGACGUGAUAUAAAGCGUACAAAAUUAGCUGAAAAUAUGAUAACUAGCCCUAAAGGUGAAUGGAUUUAUUUCGAUAAGUUAUCUGAUAAACCACAAGGUGUGAACAUUUUUUGUGUUAUCCGCCUAAAAGAUAUUCAGAAGGCUACACAAGCUUAUUACUCUUCCCCACAAGUUAGUCUAUGGUUACGUGAACCGAAAUUAUUAGUCUAUAUUGAAGGUGAAGAUCGUCCAGGAAUUGUAACUGGUGCUGAAACACAAACAGUUAAAAUUAGAUGUGUUAUUAAAGAUGCUUGGCGCAACAAAACUGUGGAUGAGGCCGACAUCGCUUGGGAGACAAAAGUUACAUCCCUUCAAGAAGAAAUAUCAGAUAAUAAUGAACGAGCUAGACCACAACCAUCUCCAAGAGACUUACCCAUGUUGGGAGCUAAGGCACUCUAUGAUCAAAUGGUAAUUGCUGGUCUUCGAAGGCAACCCAAUUGGAUUGCUAGAUUCAGAUGUAAAGGGACAGAUUUGAAAACUGGUGCUAGUGGAUACUCUGAUUAUGUGAAGUUAGAGGUUUUAGCCGGUGACACUUUGGAACAAAUUCCCAAGCUACGAAUUCUUCCACAUAUCGAUUCAAGUUCACCGUAUCCAUACAAAGUGGAGUGUAUAGAUGAAAAUCAGAAUUAUGAAUCACAAGUAACUUGGACACGUCAAGAUGAAUCAAUUGAUCCGGAACAGAUUACAAUGGUUCCUAAUUCAGCCGUAUUAAAAUGGACAUACAAUGGUAUUGAUAAAUUUGAUCCAAGAUUUCAUGCUGGUAUAUAUACAUGUAGAUCUAUUAAUCCAUAUUCAUCAUCUGUGAAACAAGUUUAUAUUCCUUUUGAUCUAAUGCCUACAGAUUAUGAAACUCCAAUCACUCCUGAAGUACGUAUAUUUUCAAAUGUUAAUGAAAUAUUCCAAGAUUCUGGUGAUCGAUAUGUUCGUGUCAUUCAAGGUCAACCGUUUGAACUGAUAUGUACAUUCUAUGGGCAUCCUCCUCCAGAAGGUGGUUUACAAUGGUCUAUUGAUAGAUUCAAUGGUACAAGUAGUUCAUUAAGUUCCCAUUGGUUAUCAAUGCAAGGAUUGAUUAUACAUUCUGGUCGACAUUAUUGGACUCAGAUUGGAUCACCACAAUUUGAUGCACAAGGUAGACAUACUGGUGUAUUUCAAUGUACUGCGUUAAAUUCUAUUGGUCAAAUAAUUGAAAGAGAUCAAGUCAGAGUUGAACUUCAUCAGGUUUAUGUACGUAUUAAUGAACUAAGUGAAUCUGGUUUAAUAGAGAAUCUAAAAGGUCAAAAUGGUACAAUUACAUGCAAUGCUUAUGAUGGUUACCUACAGUUUAUUCUACCUGAAGCGGUAUACAUGUGGGAAGUGGAACGAAUUAAUGGUGAACGUGUACAUCCAAAUCUAAUCGCUGAUACCGUUGAAAUCGAUAAUAAUCAACUACAUUAUUAUGGUUUAUCAACUACAGCAAAUAAUCUAAGAAUUAGAUGUAUCUCAUUGAAUGAUACAGCACGUUAUAUAUCAUCAGAUUUCAGUUUUCGUGUAUACGGUGGUAAGAAGGAACCAGCUAAGACAUCAGAUAUUGAACCUGGAGGAACACGAUGGUUAAGUGGAAAUGGUGAAGAACGAAUCACUUUAAAAAUUGGCGGUAAAAAUGAUUUAACCAAUCAUGUCACAAUUAAAGAUGGUGAAAAUGUUCAACUGAAUUGUACUGCUCAUGAUACAGUUACUGGAAGACUUUUAACUGAUGGAGAUCUUUAUUUUGGUUGGCGGUUACUUGGUGCUCAUAGUGAAACUGUGCCUGAGUCUAGUUUAGCAAGGCAAUCAGUACAAAUGUAUGUGACAGAUAAUGGUAAUACUGGAAUGUUCACUGUAGAAGAUGCUCGACCAUCACCAAACCUACCUCAACCAACCGCUCGUAUUCAGUGUUUAGCUACUUCAUAUACUGAGGGAAUUACCUAUUACAGUACUCUAGUGGAUUUUGUAGUUUAUCCUGAAGAAAUUCCAGUAGAUCAUGUGAAAGAUGUAAAAGAUCGAGAAAAACUAAAUCGUCUUACUGUCAGUGUUAUCGGUUUAGACGAUCGUGGAAGGUUAGCUGCAACUGAAGGUUCUACAGUAGAUUUGAAAUGUGUUGCUCAAGAUCGUUCAACUAAACAACCUACUAAGGAGUUAGUAAAUUAUGGAUGGGAAUUCAAUCGAUUAGAUGGUACACCAGUUGACACAACAGCAUUAAUUGACACCGGGGAAACUAAUAAACUGGAAAUGAAUAAUGAACGUUUACUGCUUCAAGGAUUAAAACAAACUACAUCAAUUCGUGGUCGUUGUCGUGUAAAUGUCCAGUCAACUGAUGAAACACAAUUACCUUCAAGUGAAGAAGUAUUCUAUUCACCCUACUUCAGAUUUGAUGUAACCGAUGCGACUGAUAGUGGACGAAGAGAUUUUGUUGCACCAAUCGAACCAAUUGUAACUACAAAGGAUAGUGAUGUUUUCAUACGAGUCGAAGGACUAGAUGAGAAUGGAGCUUUGUCAGCUGAUAAUGGAGAUGAUGUUGAGCUAAAAUGUGUUGCAAUCAAUCAAACUACCAAUGAACCAAUUACUCAGGAAUCAUCAUCAAAGGAUGUUGAAAUCAAUUAUGGAUUAGAAGUAAUACGUUUAAGUAAAUUGCCGGCUUCUUCAUCAGAGUUAUCUAAGUCUAUAACUGUGAAUCCUCAAACCGGUGAAAUAAAACUGACUGGUCUACACAGUCAAGCAGAUAAUCAAGAUAUUAGAAAGCGUAUUCAAAGUCGGUGUAUAGCUGAGAUCAAGUAUAAAUCAGAUGAAGAUCAAGAUGUACAACGUUAUGCUAGUCCAUAUUUCCUGGUCAAUGUGCCGAAAGAUAUUGAAGCCCUACCUGAUUAUGUGGAUGUAUCACGUUCAAGGUAUGAAAUAACAGUCAGUGGAUUAAACAAUUACGGUGUAUUGAAAGUGAAACCAGGGCAAAAUAUUCAAUUAAAGUGUAUUAUUCGAGAUAAAGAAACGGAUACACUUAUGGAUACAUUGACCCCAACUCAGUUUAUUGGAUGGCAGUUUCCUGCACUACCAAGUGGUUAUCAAGUGAAUAUGGGUGAUUUUGCUAGACGAUCAAAAAUUGAAGGGAAUGAAUUGCACUUGGAAGAUAUACGUGAUGAUUUUCCAGAUAAUCUACAAGGUCGUUGUUGGUUUGAUGAUGGUUUCAUGUAUUACUAUUCAUCAUUCUUCCCAAUUGUUUCACCAAAUACUCUAAAUGAUGGUCGUGUCAGGGUGGAAGUUCAAGAAACUGGAACAAGAGAUGAACGAAAAUACUUAUGCACAGCUUAUGAUUCAAGAACUGGUCAACGUUUAGGUAAUGUUACUUAUGAUUGGAAAUUCACUACACCCAAUGGAGAUAUCAUACCACCAGUUUAUUAUUUUAAUUCAAUUGAAAGUCAAGGAAAUAAAUUAACUCUGGGAAAUAUAAAUACACAAAUAAAACUGCCUGAACAUUUACGUAAUAUUGAACGUAUUGAAGGACGUUGUGUAAUCUUAGCACAUGAAUAUAAUGAUGAUGAUAUCGAAAAGCCAGGAAAAAUUAAUAUUUAUCAGUCUAGACCAUUUGUUAUCAUUAAUCCAUCUGCUAUUGAUCCAAAUGAACUUUUAACCACUCCAGAUCCAUUCAUUAAAAGUCAUCGUUUAUACGCUACUGUGGAUGGGUUAACGGAUGGCGCUGUUAUUGGUCCAGUGGGCUCAACAGUUACUCUGACGUGUCAUGCUUACGAUUCUACAAAUCAUACUCUAGUAGAGGAUUUGAAAUACUACUGGGAAUUGAAACGACGUGAUGGUUCACCGAUUGACACAUCAGUACUAGCAAAAGAUUAUGUAAACAUCAAUGGUCCAGGUGGAAAUACACUAAUACUUGGAAGUCUACGCUCACUUGCUUCAGGUAUGACAGGAAGAUGUAUUGUUAUGAAUGAGACUGUACCAGAUCCAACAACAUCAGAUGAUGGUCUAUUAAGCGGUGAUAAGAAGAUUUUCUCGCCAUCUUUUGAUUUCAUUAUAACCGGUGAUAUUCCUUCAGGUCCAUCUGAUGAUGUUUUGUACGCAGGAAAUAAAGAUUAUGAAAUCGAUGGAAAAGACUAUGAAGUUAUAAUCGGAGGUUUAGAUGAAGAUGGAAAAUUAAAGGUUUCCAAGGGUGAUAACAAAACAUUUACAGUCUUCCUACGACAUAAAGAAACAGGUGAUGAAAUCUAUCCAGGUCCACCGAACACUCUAGCAGGAAUUGAAACACGUUACAUCAGUGGGUACCCUGCACCAUUAUCAUCGUUAGCUGACACUAUUGAAUUCCAGUCGGAUAGUGGAAAAUUCAAUUUAUAUAACAUGAAAAAACCGAGUACCACUCCUCCAACUCAAAUACGUUUUAUCAUUGAACGUAAAGAAUUAGAUGAAGACGGUAAACCGAAAGAUACAAUACGUUAUGCUUCAAAGUAUAUUGAUUUAAUUCCAGAACAAGAAGGCGAAGAAGUGUCUGAUAGGCCUCCAAUGGAACCAGGUGAAAUAAUCUAUCCGAUUAUCGAUGGCUUAAAUAGUUGCGGUACACUGCCAUUAGUCAUUGGAAAUAAUGUGACUUUGAAGUGUCGUCCAAAUGAUACACGUUUAUUAUCAGAAUCCCUUAUAUAUGAUUGGGAAAUAAGAGAUAAAUAUGGUCAAAUAUUGCCACGUACAAAUCUGUUAGCAAAAUAUUCAGUCCUAUGGUCGAUGUAUUAUUAUACGAACUUCUGGUGUCCAAGAUCGAUAUACUUCAGAAUAUUUGAAUUUGGGCAGCAUGGAUUAGGAUGUGAACCAACUGGACCACAAAUUAUUCCCGAUAUAUCUGGUUACGUACCUAAACCAGAGGAACGAUAUGAAGUUCUUAUCAGAAUUCAAGGGUUAAAUGAUAUGGGUGAGGUUGUUGCAAAACCAGGCGAUGAUAUAGCCCUUAAAUGUUUAGCACUGAAUACUACUACGCAAGAACCUAUUCCAGAUGUUGCUAUUGGAUGGAGUUUCAUGAAUGAUUAUGAAGAACCAUUGCCAAUUGGAAAAAUUGCUUCAAGUGUUAAAUUAAGUCAACAGGAUGAAUUACAAUUGACCAGUUUAUAUGAAAAUCCUAAUUCUCGUGGACGAUGUAUGAUAACACUUGAUCAAAAAGUCACUUUAAGUUCACCAUACUUUAGAUUUCAUGUACCAGGCGAAGUUAUAUCACCUCAUAUACCAAUUAGUCCAUCUUAUUCAGAUAGAAGAGUACGCGUUGAAAUUAGUGGAUUAAAUAAACAGAAUCAGAUUAGUGUGACACGAGUUGGAGAUGAUGCAACUUUACGAUGUCAAGCAAUUGUAGUUGAUACUAGUUCACCAUUAUAUCCAACACAUGGUGUACGUUAUGGUUGGGAAUGGCGUUAUAGUGAUGAAGAUCCAGUUUCAACUAGUAAUGUAGCAGUCAGCUUAGAAACAAAUGGAGAACGUUUAGGCUUACGUGGAAUUCGUCCACCACCUGGUACAAAAGGUAGAAAUGUUAAAGGACGGUGUAUAGUUCAUGUACCAGCCCACCAAGUUGAUGCUUCAUUACCUCCUAAUGAUGUAUUGGUUUAUGGAUCAGACUUCUUUACAAUAGAUGUUGCCAGGAAACCGACAACUGUUGAUCCACAAUUAAUUCCUAUACCAGGAAAAGAAUCAGAUAAUAUUGAAAUAAUAGUGGAUGAACUGGACAGUGAAGGUUAUCUAGUUGGUAAUGAGAAAGAAAGCGCCAGUGUUGUCUGUGAAGCUAGAAAUCGUACCACACAACAAAGACUGUCUACAGAAGGUCUACGAGCAGAGUAUGAUGUAGUGUAUGGAUGGGAAUUCGCUGAUGCCACUGGUCGAUCAAUCGAUUCAAGUUUAUUUGCUGACAGUGUAUCAAUCGAUUCAUCAGGUAAUCUACGCUUAAGAGAUUUAGUUGCACCGAAUCGUGGAAAUUUACCCUUUAAAAUACGUUGUGUUGCUGUGGUUAGCAAACGUCCAACUACACCAGAAGAUAAACCUGGUCCAACGAAGUCGUUUGCAUCUGAUUAUUUUGGAGUAGAUGUCAAAAGAUCUGAUGGUACAUCCACAAGAGAAGGUGGUGUAACAGAUAUUACAGGCAAGUUAAUCAAAGUGAAGAUUGAUGGUUUGAAACCUGAUGGAACAUUUACAACUCAACUUGGUGGAAAUGCAAGUAUUAAAUGUUUACCUAUUGAUUCGAAAACUAACGAACCUAUUGAAGAUUUAGUUGUUGGAUGGGAUAUUCGACGUUCUAAUGGAGCAAUUAUCAAUAUGGGUAUACUAGCAAAUGAAGUUGAACAAGAAAGAAAUCAACUUAAAUUUUAUUCAAUGAAACCGUUGAAUUCAUUCACAGAUGAUAUACAAGGAAGAUGUUUAGUCUAUUAUGAAAAUCAGAUAUAUCGAUCUGAUUACUUCAAGAUUAAAGUAUCUACUUCACCUAAAGAAACGGAUGUUGAAGGUGACGGUAGAAUUUUGGUACGUCUAGUGGAUAUCUCACCCACGGAUCGUAGAAUCAUUUUAAAAUCAGACGAAAUCGAGAAAAUACAAUGUAUUGGAGUUGAUGCUCAAACUGGUGAACAAUUGAAUACUCUAAACUAUGGAUGGGAUUACUACUAUACUCUACCUGAAACCUCAUUACCUAUUCGUGGUUCACUUGGUCCAAUGGUUAGUAGAGUUGAAGAAUCACCUUCUGGUUAUUUGUUUAUUGUACCAAGUAGUGGAUUAACUCAGAAAGGUAUGGCUUAUUUACGAUGUCGUCUAUCAAAUGGAACAUCAGUAUACUCAUCCCCUUACUAUCGACUGGUUUCAGAAGAUGAUGAAGAAGUAUCUGAAGUUGUUCCAGUGUCUACUUCAAGAUAUCUCAUCACUGUUCAUGGUCUAGACGAAGAUGGAAACCUUCAGAGUAAACCAGGAGAUAAUGUGUCUUUAACAUGCAGUGCUAUAGACAUAACAACAAGAAAAUCAGCUGAGAAUGUUUUAUAUGUGUGGGAUUUCCAAGAGUCAAAUGAACAUCCACCUAAGGGUGAUUUCCAAUUUUCACUUAAUCAAGUAACAAUUAAUAAUUUGGAGUCGAUUAAUGGAAUUGUUCGUGGUCGUUGUAAAGUUUCUUAUAAAGGAUCAAACAAAUGGGAUAGUUCACCUGAUUUCUUUAUUCAUAUUGAAAAGUCUAUUGAAGAGGUACACACUAAACCAUCGAUAACAGAUGAGGAAGAUAAACAAAGAGAAUAUGAGGAAGCUGUCAGACAGAAGGGUAUCAAAGAAGCUAAUGACACAGAUGAUCGUAUUGUUGUAACUGUGGAUGGAUUAAAUGAUGAAGGGAACUUUAUUGCAGCUGAUGGAGCUGAGAAAACCCUAGACUGUAAUGCUGAAGUCAAAGAAGGCAUAACUUCUGAAAUAAUCGCUUACAGUUGGGAAUUAAUGGAUUCCAGUGGAAAUCCUGUCUCUCUUAGUCAUUUAGCUGAUGAUGUUAGCCUAUCAGGUAAAGAUGGAGUAUUACAGUUUAAAGGAUUACGUGUUGGUGAGUUAUCAGGCCAAGGAAACUUGAAAGGACGUUGUAUUGUUAAGGUGAAUAUUACGCGAACGAUUGAAAUGACUGAUGGUACAGAAAAAGAGAAAAUUGAACAAAUUACAUUUACUUCAAAAAUGUUUGGUAUAGCGAUCACAGAAGAUGGUACUUUUACUGGACCUAUUGGUGGAUCAGACAUUGAAGGGAAGCGUAUCCGCGUUGGUGUUGUCGGUUUAAGUCCUACAGGUCAAUUAAUUGCCGAGUCUGGAGAUAAAAUGAAUCUUCAGUGUUAUGCAGUCGAUGCACAAACUAAUACUCCAGUAUCAGAUGCAAUUUAUGCCUGGGAAAUUCGAGAUCGUAAUGGUCAUCUAGUAGUGACUGAGACAGUAGCUAAAACUGUCUUACGCUUAGCCAAUGUGAUCAGUUUUAUUCAUCUUCGUCCAACAGAUAACUUGAAUUGGAGUAAAACUUUAUUUGGACGAUGUUCAGCCUUUAGUCCAGAAAUGAAACAUAUUUAUUAUUCAGAUUAUUUCCAUAUUGAUGUUCGUCAACCGAUAAUGAAUGGAAAAACAGGACCUGAUAACCAUGUACAUGUUGAAGUCAGUGGAGUUCCACCCAAUGGAGUUAUUGACGGAGAAGAGGGAGAUACAGUGAAUUUAGAAUGUCAUGCUGUUAAUGCAAGUGAUAAUUCUCCAAUCCCCUCGGACGAGGCUAUUUAUCACUUCCAAUUCGAUGAAGCUGCACCGGAUAGAGAUGAUACAUACGGAGGUUAUUUAGCUGAUGAGGUUAUACAAGAAAAAUUACCUGAAGAUGGUGGCAUCAAGCUCACCUUGAAUGGAGUAAAGGCUAAUAAAUGGAAUAGAGGUCGUUGUGUUGUCACAUUACUGCCAAAAGAUGAUCCGGAUAAAACAUUGAAAGAGCCUAUUACAACAAUUUCUGGUAUAACAUACGAUCCUAAUAUCCUUGUCAAAGUUCAUGGUACAAAUCCAAAUGAUACAAUUACAGUGAAGCCUAGUGCUGAUGUAGAACUGGAUUGUUAUGCACUUGAAUCUUCAACUGGUGAACCAAUCAAAGGAAUGAAAUAUAGUUGGGAAUUACGUACUUUUGACAAUCAACCAAUACAUACAAAUCGGUUAGCAGAUCAGUUAUCAACUGGUAGUGAUUUUUCAGACAAUGGACAAAAAAUUCACUUAAAAGGUUAUCGUUCAACUGGUGAGGGUAUACGCCUAAGAUGUUUAGCUAAAGGAACUGAUCAAGUUGAAAAUCGUAUUCGUAUUGGUCAGAUAUACGCUUCACCGAUUUAUACAUUUGAAACAAUUAAAGGAUUUGAUGAACCAGCAAAGAAAAUUGAAGGUGAUAGAAAACGUUAUGAACCUAGCCAGUUGCAUCCUGAAGUAAUUGGUUUAAAUCCAGAUGGAACAUUGACAGCUAAGGAAGGUGAAGACGCUAAGCUACAAUGUCAGGUUAUUGAUUCAUCAACUGGUAUUCCAAUAGAAAAUGAACAAUUCAAUGUUGGUUGGACAGUAGCAUCUGGUCCAGACGGUCAACCGAUACGAUUGAAUGAUUUAGCUGAGACAGUCACAUUUAAUAAUGGUGAAAUGACACUGAAUCAAUUAAAGCCAACUGCUUCAAAAUCUGGUGGUCUACGCAGUUAUUGUUCAUUGUAUUUAACUGAUGAAAAUUUAGUUUCUCCAGAGAAAUAUGAAAAUCAAACAGUCAUAUUAAAUUCGAAUGUAUUUGUCAUACACGUGAAUCCAAAAGAAUCAGAUACUCAAAUGGUACAACCAGAGAUAAGCGAUGAACAAACACCCUACAUACAGUGGAUACCAGGAAAAGAUUCUAAAGAUGCUGUGAUAGUGAAAGUAAGCGAAUUACAACCAGAUGGAAGUGUUAUUGUACCCCCAGGCGGUAAUCUUAAACUCAACUGUAUAGCACUUGAUGCUGUCAGUUUAAGACGCCUUACACCUACAGAUCGUCAACCACCACUUUUCACUUGGGAGUUACGAUCAAGUGUUGGUGGUCAACUUCUACCUUAUGCUGAACAAUCUAAUGGUCUAGUCACAAUACGACAACCAUCUAAAGAUCCUCAAACAGCUGAAGAUGUCGGUGUUAGUACAAUGGAAUUAGAAACUGUUCGACUCGCACCUGAUGCUCCAUCUGGUGCUUGGGGGCGCUGUGUUGUUCACUUAGGUCAUCAGGUAUUCAAUUCACCCUAUUUCCACGUACAAUUACAAAAAGAAACUACAAUGGAAUCUUAUUCACCAUUACCCAAAUCUCACUGGAGACUAGAUCCAGAAGGGAAUAAGAUAGUUCAAGAAGGUUCAGACGUUGAAUUAUCAUGUGAAGCAAGAAAUGCAAAAACUCAGGAAGUUUUGAAAGAUGAUAGAAUUUUGAUUGGUUGGCAAUUUCUUGAUCCUGAGAAACAUGCUUACUUAACCCCAUGGGUAAAUAAUGGUCAAAUAAGUGGAAAUAAUCUACGCUUAACUGAAAUUGAAUUACCUGGUGAACAAGAUAAUCGUUGGGAUGUUUGGGGUUAUUGUGUUGCUGAUAUCAGAGAUGAAGAUCAUGUAAAACACUAUCAGUCGGAUCCAUUUAAUUUAGCUGUUACAGCUGGAGAAGUAGUAAGUGAAUAUAAAGAAGUACCUACAGCAAAGAAGGAGGGUAUCUUUGUGAAAGUACAAGGAAUUUCAGAUGAUCGAUUAUUCACCGUAACAGAAGGUAGUGAUUCAGAGUUAUCUUGUCAUGCAAUUGAUUUCAGCACAGGUCAAGAUUAUGUCAGAAAUAAGGUGACUUAUGGUUGGGAUUGGCGUCAAAUGGAUGGUGAAGCAGCUCAUCUAAGUGAAAUUGGUGAUAUAUUACAAACUGAUGGAAAUAAACUCAAAAUUGUAAACACUAAAUACACUACACCGAAGAAAGGUCGAUGUCUUAUCACUGUAUGGCCUGAAGAAGACGCUGCAGAUCAACAACCACAAUCAUAUUCUUCUGACUUCUUCUUUACAAAUAUACAACCAAUCAGUCCAGCAGAUAAACCGAGACCUGAAGAAAUUCUUCCUACUGAUGCUUUAGAUGACAAGGUGAUAUUUGAUAUAACCCCUAUGGAUGAUAAACAGCGGAUCAGUUUAACUUUGGACAAGAAAGUCGAUGAUAUUACUGUUCAAGCGAAACUAGCUUCAACAAAUUCACUAUUAGAUGAGACAACAGAUCCUCAACUAAUUUGUUAUUCAUAUGAUUUAGCCUAUAUUAAUGGAUUACCAGCACAUAGUGGUGAACUUGGUGAAUCUGUUAUAUUCAACACUAAAGAAGGCAAAAUGACUAUAACUAAUCCACAUUAUACAACGAAACCACUAAAGAUACGUUUUAAUGCAAUUGUUAAAGAAAAUAAUGCGUCUAUUGAAGAAGAAGGAGAAAAAGAAUCAUCUAUAGUUGGAAAGCAAUCGCAAUUGAAACGAUAUCGAUCAGAUUAUUAUCCUAUAAAUAUUGAACCAGUAGAUGGUAGUCAAAAACCAUCUUGGUCUGAUCAACCUGUACCAGUGUAUGAUAUAAGCGUAUUAGAUAAUCUCGACCUGGAAGUCGACUUGAAGAGUACAAGUUACACUUGGCAAUUCAUUGACGCUGAAGGUAAUCCAGUCAAUCCAAGUCGAAUUGGUGAACAAGUUGAAAUUAAAGAUGGACGUUAUUUGAAUAUUAAAGGCUAUCGUAAAUCAAUUGUUAAUGAUUAUAUUCGUGGACGUUGUGUUAUCAUGAUGACUGUACCACUUCCGAUUGAUGCUGAAACAAGAGAUGAUCUUCCACCUAUUCAAGAAUAUGGAUCAUCUUACUUUAAAUUUACUAAGAAAUUAGAAGAAGGCCACCAGGAGACAACAGAGACUUCAGUUACUGAAGAAGGUGAGAAAGUUGAAGAAACAACUACAUCUACGGAUGAAGUAACUGAAGGAGUUCAAGAUCUAAAUUUCUAUUUGAAAAUUGGUUCGUUAACAGAUAAUAUUUAUCCAAUGGAUAAAUCACAGCAUACUAUUAUGGCGCGUGUACAAAGACCACUAGAGCUAAGUUGUCAAGCAGUUUUCACAGUGAAUCCAACAGAACUGAAUAAUCAAUUACCUAAACUUGUAUGGUAUUAUCGACAACCGGAGAUUCCAGGUGACGUACCUAUUCCAUCUCAAUUACUACCAAUCAGUCCACCACGUAUGGAAACAUUAUCAAUUCUACCACAAAUAGAUCAUAAAAUCUCUAUUUCAUCUGAUGCUUAUACAUUCAGGGAUGAUAAUGCAGAAUUCCAGUGUCAAGCAUUUAUGGAAGAUGAGGAACCAGUAGCCAAAGAGGUGAUUUUCAUACAGAAGGUUCGUGAAAUAUUCGAUUAG